This is a messenger RNA of Dentiscutata heterogama, 160 nucleotides long. The record is from the annotation of a GenBank genome assembly. NCBI's taxonomy places the organism in Eukaryota, Fungi, Glomeromycota, Glomeromycetes, Diversisporales, Gigasporaceae.
GAUUUAAUGUAAAAGAUCGUUCCUUCUACGCAUCGCUACGCACAAAACUUGCUUCAAGUGAUCAACACGAUACCAUAAAUGACAAUAAAACUGGCAAUUCAAAUGAUUCAAAUGCUGUAACAAUAGAAGAAAACAAUGUUGGCGCAAAUAUUGAAUUCAG